Messenger RNA from Microthlaspi erraticum, 1122 nucleotides. Lineage: Eukaryota; Viridiplantae; Streptophyta; Magnoliopsida; Brassicales; Brassicaceae. The record is from the annotation of a GenBank genome assembly.
AUGACCACGAUUUUCACUAUAGUGUUCUCAACGGUGAUUGUAUCGAUUGCCGCAAUCCUUGCCUCGAUUAGCGGAAGUUCUGGCAUCUUCGCACCGCCUGAAAUCGCCGGUUCGCGUGAUGUUUUCCCGUCGGCGAAGGUGAUAAACGUCACCGGGGCCUCCGGUCCGGAGAGUGUAGCUUUCGAUCCAGCAGGAGAAGGUCCGUACGUCGGCGUCUCCGACGGCAGAGUCCUCAAAUGGCGCGGCGAAUCGCUCGGAUGGACAGAUUUCGCUUACACAUCCACCAACAGGGAGAUGUGUGUUCGUCCAUUUGCACCAGAGCUAGAGCACGUGUGUGGAAGGCCAUUAGGGUUGCGUUUCGAUAAGAAAACCGGAGAUCUUUACAUCGCCGACGCCUAUUUCGGCCUUCUUGUCGUUGGUCCUGCCGGUGGUUUAGCUAAACCGUUGGUUACGGAAGCUGAGGGACAGCCGUUUCGUUUCACUAAUGAUUUGGACAUUGAUGAGGAAGAAGAUGUGAUUUACUUCACUGAUACAAGCUCAAGAUUCCAGAGAAGGCAAUUCUUGGCUGCUGUUAUGAAUCUUGAUGAUACUGGAAGGUUAAUCAAGUAUGAGAGAUCAAGCAAGAAAGUGACGGUCGUAUUACGUGGACUUGCGUUUGCAAACGGCGUUGCGCUGAGCAAAGACCGGUCUUUUGUAUUGGUAGCUGAAACCACCACUUGCAAGAUCUUAAGGCUUUGGCUCUCUGGUGCAAACGCAGGGACUCAGGACGUGUUUGCUCAGCUUCCGGGUUUCCCUGACAACGUUAGGAGAAACUCGAAUGGAGAGUUCUGGGUGGCUAUACACUCAAAGAAAGGUCUUUUCGCGAAACUCUCGCUUACUCAAGCUUGGUUCAGAGAUUUGGUGCUUAGGCUUCCGAUCAGUGGACCGCGCCUGCACUCGUUGUUCACUGGAGGGAGACCUCAUGCAACAGCCAUGAAGCUAAGCGAGUCAGGAGAGGUUUUGGAGGUGCUUGAGGAUAAAGAAGGAAAGAGGUUGAGGUUUAUAAGUGAAGUGGAGGAGAAAGAUGGUAAGCUUUGGAUUGGUUCUGUUCUCAUGCCUUUUCUUGGUGUUUAUGAUUUGUAG